AUGUCGGGGCUGCCCACUAGCCUGGAGCAGCUGCGCCCAGAGCAGAGCACGCUGGAGGCGUCGCGCGCUCGCUUCGUGCUGGGGCUGGACGUGGGCAGCUCUAUGAUCCGCUGCCACGUCUAUGACCGGACGGCGCGGGUCUGCGGCUCCAGCGCGCAGAAGGUAAAAAACCUUUAUCCUCGAGUUGGCUGGGUUGAAAUUGAUCCUGACAUUCUCUGGACUCAAUUUGUUGCUGUAAUAAAAGAUGCUAUCAAAGCUGCAGGAGCACAGACGAACCAGAUUGUUGGUCUUGGUAUAUCCACACAGAGAGCGACUUUCAUUACGUGGAACAGGAAAACAGGAAAUCAUUUUCACAACUUUAUUAGUUGGCAAGACCUAAGAGCAAUUGAACUUGUAAAAUCCUGGAAUAAUUCUCUUAUAAUGAAGUUCCUACACAGUUCCUGCCGAGUGCUGCACUUCUUCACUAGAAGUAAGCGACUCCUAGCAGCCAGUCGGUUCACCUUCACCACCCAGCAGGCUUCUUUGCGAUUGGCCUGGAUUUUACAGAACCUGACAGAGGUACAGAAGGCAGUUGAAGAAGAAAAUUGUUGCUUUGGGACUAUUGAUACCUGGUUGCUAUACAAGCUCACAAAAGGUUCUCAGUAUGCCACGGAUUUUUCAAAUGCCAGUACAACUGGACUUUUUGAUCCAUAUGAGAUGUGUUGGAGCAGGCUCAUUACCUCCAUGAUUUCCGUACCACUCUCUCUCCUGCCUCCCGUGAAGGACACCAGCCACAAUUUUGGAUCAGUGGAUGAAGAGAUAUUUGGUGUGCCUAUACCAAUAGUUGCCUUGGUCGGCGACCAGCAAUCAGCCAUGUUCGGAGAGUGCUGCUUCCAGACAGGAGAUGUAAAAUUAACCAUGGGAACUGGGACUUUUUUGGAUAUUAAUACUGGAAACAACCCUCAACAUACUGUUGGAGGCUUUUAUCCAUUGAUCGGGUGGAAAAUUGGACAAGAAGUUGUAUGCUUAGCUGAAGGCAAUGCAGGAGACACUGGAAGUGCCAUAAAAUGGGCUCAGCAAUUAGAUCUUUUCACAGAUGCUGCUGAGACUGAAAAAAUGGCCAAAAGUUUGGAAGAUUCUGAAGGAGUUUAUUUUGUUCCAUCUUUUAGUGGAUUACAGGCUCCAUUAAAUGACCCCUGUGCAUGUGCUUCUUUUAUGGGUUUGAAGCCUUCUACCAAUAAACACCAUCUUGUCCGAGCAAUACUGGAGUCAAUAGCUUUCAGAAACAAACAAUUAUAUGAGAUGAUGCAGAAAGAGAUCCAUAUUCCUGUUACAAACGUCCGGGCAGAUGGAGGAGUUUGUAAGAACGGUUUUGUCAUGCAGAUGACUUCAGACCUGAUUAAUGAGAAUAUAGACAGACCAGCCCACUUUGACAUGUCCUGUUUGGGUGCUGCUUCUCUUGCUGGCCUUGCUGUUGGGUUUUGGACUGACAAGGAGGAACUAAAGAAAUUGAGGCAAAGUGAAAUGGUUUUCAAGCCACAGAAGAAAUGUCAAGAAUAUGAAAUGAAUAUGGAAAACUGGGUCAAAGCAGUGAAACGCUCCAUGAAUUGGUAUAACAAGACAUAACACUAAAUGAAACAGUCAAGACUGUAGCCGGCUGGUGGAUGCCACCUGCAGAUUACAGUGCUCAGGGAGGACUGGUACCACAGGGACCACAGAGAAGAUUCAAAAUGAGCUUCGCAACCUGGGAGAAAAAGUGUUGCUCUUAAAAAACAAAAACAAAACUAACUAAAAAACACUGACUUUUUUUUUAAUCUUGGUAAAAUUAUAAGGCGGCAGCAAUACCUCAAAACUUCGUCUUCAAUUUUCUAGCAAAUUCCACAGGACAUCAGCCAUUUCCAACUGGAUUUUGACAGUUAUGAGCCCUCCUCUUUUUUAAACUGGGUCAGUGGUACAUGGAACAUAAUUGUUUAGCAUCCGAGAGCUAAUAAUUCUAGGUGAAACACCAUUCACAUUUUGCUCCAAAUUAUCGGAAAAAUAUUUCUUUAAUUCUUUACAACUAAGCGGGCCAAACCAGGCAUAGUGGAGCAUACUUGUAAUCCUGUCUAUUUGGGAGGCUGAGGCAGAAGGAUCACAAG
This is a messenger RNA of Marmota flaviventris (yellow-bellied marmot), 2117 nucleotides long. RefSeq names its product glycerol kinase 5 (gene Gk5). Gene Ontology annotation, cellular component: mitochondrion. NCBI's taxonomy places the organism in Eukaryota, Metazoa, Chordata, Mammalia, Rodentia, Sciuridae. Gene Ontology annotation, molecular function: kinase activity; phosphotransferase activity, alcohol group as acceptor. The record is from RefSeq and is a predicted model, not a curated record. Gene Ontology annotation, biological process: triglyceride metabolic process; phosphorylation; glycerol-3-phosphate biosynthetic process.